Molecule: messenger RNA, 441 nt
Organism: Verticillium dahliae VdLs.17
Lineage: Eukaryota; Fungi; Ascomycota; Sordariomycetes; Glomerellales; Plectosphaerellaceae
Exons: 2
Coding region: 1-441 (146 amino acids)
Source: RefSeq, a predicted model, not a curated record
AUGACAAACCCCACCCAGCAGCCCAACAACAGAGACCUUCCACGCGCCAUCACCGACUCGUCUCUCCCAACUCGCCGCCGCCAUGACCCUCCUUCGCCCCAGGACCCCGGCCCCUACGAUCAAGCCGGUUGCUCCUCUCGACGGAGCUCUUCCAAGCGUGCAUCUUCCUCCAAGCGUGGAUCCUCUUCCAAGCGCGGCUCAUCGUCGAGGCCGUCGGUGGCCCAGCUCGAAGACCACCAGAAUCGCUCAAGCCCCUCGGAUCCCGAUCCGUAUGCCCACCAGGUCUACAGCGACGGUCUCCUGCCCACUCUUGCAAAGCUGCGCAAGGCCGAGGAGAGGGACGACCGCAGGAACUCGCGCAUAGAACAGGGCGGUGUCUACUCUUCCAGUGUAGGUCUCGUCCCGUCCCGUCCCGUCCCAUCACCCCGCGCCACCUGCUGA